Messenger RNA from Taeniopygia guttata (zebra finch), 1519 nucleotides. It is a transcript of the gene GET1, whose product is annotated as guided entry of tail-anchored proteins factor 1. Gene Ontology annotation, cellular component: GET complex. Gene Ontology annotation, biological process: tail-anchored membrane protein insertion into ER membrane. The record is from RefSeq and is a predicted model, not a curated record. Lineage: Eukaryota; Metazoa; Chordata; Aves; Passeriformes; Estrildidae. Gene Ontology annotation, molecular function: protein-membrane adaptor activity.
GCGCGCCGCCCCCCCUCAGGCGGGGCCAUGGCGGGCAGCGCGGCCAUGGCCGAGAGCGAACCCGCGGUCGAGAGAGAACCCGCGGCCGAGAGCGGCGCCUGGCUGCUGGUGCUCAGCGCCGUGUUCCUCUGCAACGCGCUCAAGAUCCUCCUGCCCUCCUGCUCCUCCCUGAUAUCCAGGCUGUUACAGAAGGAUGCAGAGCAGGAAUCCCAGAUGAGAGCUGAGAUCCAGACCAUGAAGCAGGAGCUUGCCACCAUCAGUAUGAUGGAUGAGUUUGCCAGAUAUGCCCGGCUGGAGAGGAAGAUUAACAAAAUGACUGACAAGCUCAAAACCCACGUGAAGGCACGAACAGCACAAUUAGCCAAAAUAAAGUGGGUCAUAAAUAUUGUAUUCUACAUAUUGCAGGCUGCCCUGAUGAUCUCUCUGAUCUGGAAGUACUACUCUGAGCCUGUCACCGUGCUUCCAAGCAAAUGGCUGGCUCCCCUGGAGCGCCUGGUGGCCUUCCCUACAGGAGUGGCAGGAGGUGUGGGAAUUACCUGCUGGCUCGUGGUCUGCAAUAAAGUUGUAGCUAUCAUGCUGCACCCCUUCAGCUGAAAGAAUCCCAGCAAUCCAUGGACUCCCCAGCUGCAUUUACAUAAUCACUGCUUUAAAUCAAUUAAAACAAAAAGGGACAGUUAUCUUUCAUGAGACAAGGUCUGAGAAAAUCCUUGUUAUUCCGUUUGGAUAUCUGUCAGUCCUUUUGAUUUUGCUUCCCAGAGUUUGUCUUUCAUUUUGGAAAAAGCAGCAUUACUGGUUGUAAAACCUCAAGUUGGGUUUAGGCAUGGCAGAACCAUAAGGUUUUGUCAUGGCCUUUUGUCACCAACAUCUAAAAGUUGUGGUUUUAAAUUGGAAAUGUGCUGGCUUUAGGAAUUAAUUUGGGAGCUUGGCUGGUUUUUUGCUGUAAAAUGUGGUAGCUUCACCCCAAGGUGGGACCAUGUUGGGUGGUGCAGAGGGCAGAGGGAGGUUGUUUGCUUGGCUUGGGGCAAAAGAGAGUUUAUUUGGGGUUUUUUACCUUAAAGUUAGAAUAUUCUUGAGCUCUCCUAAAAAAAAUAGCUGAGUUUAAUGAAGAUUUUAUCUCUUAGGAGGUUUCUUCAGCUGCCAAGCACAGGAUGCUGUCAGUGAAGCAGAGGACAGUGCUGUUCCUGCAGAGGGGAUGCUGAUUUAGCUUCCCACUCUGGAAUUCCCAGAGGAAUGAUCUCUUCUGCUAUUCCAGAGCCUUUUCCUCCCUGCAGGAAGGAAGGGACCAGGACCCCUCCAAAAUUGGUGAUAAAAUUGCCUUUAAAAACCAAUUCAAUAGGUCAGGUUAUGUUGUGUGUAUAUAUAUAUAUGAAUUAAUUUUUUUAAUGUUAAUUUAAAAAUUGGGAUUUUAUAUUAGGAAUUGCAUUUAGCCAACAUGAAAAUAAAUAUCAAGGAAAAAAUGCUGUGAUUGAAUGUUAUGUAUAAUUGUGAUUUUAUUAAGGAAAUAAAGCUUUUCAACUCA